AUGGCAAUUGCAACCAUGACUACUCCUCUUCCUAUUUCCUUUUUCCCUUUUCUUCUUCUCAUUCCCGCUAUCUGUUUUUCCAUUUGUCAUGCCAAUUCCAACCUACUUUGCAUUCAAAGUGAGAGAGAAGCUCUUUUGAAAUUCAAGAAUCAUCUUAUUGAUCCUUCAAACAGGUUAUCUUCAUGGGUUGAAGGAGGGGAUUGCUGUAAAUGGAUUGGAGUCGUCUGCCAUAACUCAACAGGCUACGUCAACCAACUGCACUUGGCUGCUCCUCCUCUUUCAGAGCCUGAUUUUGACGCAACACCAGCUGAAUGGGAAGCUUACGAGCGGUCAAAACUACGAGGCAAAAUAAAUCCUUCACUGCUGGAGUUAAAGCAUCUCAGUUCCCUGGACUUGAGCAGUAACAAUUUUAGCAGCAUACAUUUUCCGAAAAUUUUCGGUUUGCUGGAGAGUUUAACUUAUCUUAACCUCUCUUAUGCACAAUUUCAGGGAGCAAUUCCUCAUAACCUUGGGAAUCUCUCAAAGUUGCAGUAUCUUGAUCUUGGAGGUGAUCUCAAAUCAAAAAGUCUUCAAUGGGUUUCUGGACUUUCAUCCUUGCAGUACCUUGAUUUUAGUUAUGCUGAUCUUCAUAAAGCAAAUGAUUGGGUACAGCCGUCGCCAAGCCAUCGUGAACCCGCCGUGGCUUCCACCGUGAACGGUGGUCCCAAGCCUCAUGGAAUCAGGUUUUUGACCCUUUUGAAGGGCGAAUCGAUGGUGAGGCCUCCUAGGCCGAAGGAAACAGAGAAAGAACUCCCCACCUUCCCCUUGCGUCGAUCCCGUCGACGGGAAAGGAAGCUCCGGCAACGCGACCCUCUGGAUUUGGUGUCAGAAGAACGAUGGGAUGGUGGCGUGCUGCAGGCAUGGCCAGGAGAGGGGUACGGCGCACAUGGGGCUACGGAGGUAACAUUCAAACUUCCUUCUUUGUUAGAGUUGCACUUGUCAUGUUGUGAUCUAGAAGAGGUUCCAUCUUCGAUCAGUGUUAAUUCUUCAAAAUCACUGGUUGUUCUUGAUCUUUCUGGUAACAUCUUAUCUUCAGUACUUAAGUGGAUAUUUAGUCUUCAUGGUCUUGUGUCCAUUGAUCUUAGUGAGAAUUCUUUGGAAGGCCCAAUUCCAGAUUACUUUGGGAACAUCUCGUUUCUUAAAGUUCUUGAUCUCAAAAAUCAAUUAAAUGGUCAAAUUCCAUUGUCUAUAGGAGAGUUAUCAUCUUUGAAGUUGUUUGAUGUUUCAAAAAAUCAGUUAAACGGCCAAAUUCCCUUGUCUAUAGGGCAGUUAUCAUCUUUGGAGUUAUUUGAUGUUUCAGAAAAUCAAUUAAAUGGUCAAAUUCCAUUGUGGAUAGGGGAGUUAUCAUCUUUGAAGUUGUUUGAUGUUUUAGAAAAUCAAUUAAAUGGUACUUUUCCAUUGUCUACAGGGGAGUUAUCAUCUUUGGAGUAUCUGGGUUUUGUGUAUAAUCUAUUAGAAAGAGUUGUAUUAGAAACCCAUUUUUCAAAUCUCAUGAGAUUGACAACUCUAGCAGCAUCACACAAUCGGCUUAGAUUUGAACUAAGCUCAAGCUGGAUUCCCCCAUUUCAGUGUGAAAGGAUCGAAUUGGGUCAUUGGCAUCUUGGCCCAAAGUUUCUCCAGUGGCUAAAAUUCCAAAAGAAAUUGUCUUAUUUGGAUAUCUCCUAUGCAGGAAUUUCAGAUGUCAUGCCCACUUGGUUUUUGAACCUUCCCACUCAAUUUGAAUAUUUAAAUCUUUCGUCUAAUCAACUUACAGGAGAGAUUUCAUAUUUGAAUGUGGCAAACAUUGUUGACUUGAGUUCAAACCGAUUCACAGGCCCAUUGCCAAGAGUGCUCCCAGCUUUACUAGUUCUAAUUUUAUCAAAUAAUUCAUUUUCGGGAUCUCUUUUUGAAUUACUUUGUAAUUCAUCAAGUAGGAAACGGAUGAGAGUUCUUUACAUUGAUAAAAAUCUUAUCUCAAGAGAUAUUCCGGAUUGUUGGAGUCAUUACCAGGAUUUGAAAAUUUUAAAUUUGGGAAGCAACAAAUUGACCGGUAAAAUCCCACCUUCUUUAGGGCAUUUAAAUCUUUCAGUGCUAAACCUUCGAAACAAUAGCAUGUUUGGAGAAUUGCCAUCCACAUUGCAAAAUUCUACAGGAUUGAUUAUGCUUGAUCAUAGUGAAAAUCAUUUCAAUGGAAAUAUACCUGCAUGGAUUGGUGAAAAGCACUCGACCCUUGUGGUUCUAAGCCUUCGAUCAAAUAACUUUGGUGGUCAUAUUCCUCACAAAAUUUGUGAUCUUCAAUUUCUUCAAAACAUGGACCUUGCCCACAACAACAUUUCUGGAGUUAUUCCAAAAUGUUUUAAUAAUUUAAGUGCAAUGCCCACAACAAACAAAACCGAUAAAAAAGCUUAUGGGGGGCCAAUUUUUUUCUGA
Messenger RNA from Gossypium arboreum, 2448 nucleotides. Its product is annotated as receptor-like protein EIX2. NCBI's taxonomy places the organism in Eukaryota, Viridiplantae, Streptophyta, Magnoliopsida, Malvales, Malvaceae. The transcript has 5 exons. Gene Ontology annotation, molecular function: protein binding. The record is from RefSeq and is a predicted model, not a curated record. The coding region runs from base 1 to 2448 and encodes 815 amino acids.